AUGGAGCCGGGGGUCUGGGCCGCGCGCCGCGCCGGCCGGGUUUGCGCGGAGGGGAAGCGGGGCCGGGGUCCGGCUCGGGCGCCUGUGCGCGUGCGCCCCCGUUCCGCCGCGCUGGGAACCGCGGCCACUUGGGGUUUAGACAGGGACUGCGCGGAAUCAGGGACCCGACCACGCUCCCGGGGGCGCGCCCCUCCGCGAACCAUCGCUGCGCUCGCCCCAGGCAACCUGCCGGCAGUGAGGGACUGUCCUGGGCGGCCUGGAGAGGCAGCCUGUGAUGGGGUCUGGUCAGUGGCUCAAAUGGAGGAGCUGGCCGAAUUCCAGGGCCCCAGGAGGCCCCAGCUGAGGGAGGGACUCCUGGGGAACCCCGGGGAGGGGAGCUGGUGCACACCGGGGUACUCAGCCUGCAUUCCCCUAUCAGACAGCACGGUGCAUGGGGCUGUGUGCCUGGUGGCUGAGGCAGAAGAGGGCCAGGCCCUGGACGCCAUGGACAGCGCUGAGGCUCGCGGGUGCGCAGAGCGCGAUCUUCCCACCCAGAAGGAGAGCGGAGGGCCCUGGGGACCAGGUGGGGGGCAUCUGCCGUGGACGGGGCACCGGGGCCAGCAGGUGCGGACUGGGCAGCGCACCUGUGCGGGCGGCGCACACGUGGGAGGACACGUGCUGGGGGCGGGGCGCGCGUGGGCCCCGCCCGGCCCCGCCCCGCUCCCUCCAUACGGCUGCGCGGUCAUGGCGUCUGGGGGUCUGGAGCCGGGACGGGGGAGCCUUGGAUCCCGAAGGUCUGCAGGCAGCAGGAGCACACGCCCCCUCGACACCCUGGUCAGCUGUGAGGACCCCACUCAGGGUCCCCGAGCGCCCGAGGCCCAGGGUUCCGGCCGCCGCCGAAACGUGCUUAAGGAGCGGGAGCGCAGGAAGCGGAUAGCCGUGAGCUGUGAGCGGCUCCGGGCGCUGCUGCCCUGCUUCGCCUCGCGGCGGGAGGACAUGGCCUCAAUCCUGGAGAUGGCAGUGCAGUUCCUGAGGCUGGCCCAUGCCCUGGUGCCCACCGCCGGGCAGCAUGCGGUGCCUGCCCCCUCCCUGGAAGUGUACCCUCGAAGGUGGCAUUGCAGGACUCCGCUGGGGAGCCAGGCUGCAGUCAGCACGCCGGACUUGGGGACAGGCGAGCUCAGCCUAGCUAGGCCACAGGAACCUUCACAUGGGACACCCUUGGGUGUGGACGAGAGUGCAGCCCCCUCAGCACUGGCCGAGGUGCUGGGUGGGUCACCGGCUCCCCCUGGCCAGUUGGUACCUGGCAGUGAUGACAAUCAAAUCCCCUGCAUGUGCUCGUCACCCCCCCAGUAUGAUGGGGGUGUGCGUUCCUCAAAGGUGCCCUCUAAGCUGAGCACCCCCACACUCCCUGGAGACCAGGCCUCUGAGGCACUGUGCCUGCCCUGGGAUCCUCCCUCACGGCCCACCUCCCCUCUGAUGAGUACUCUAGCUCAGAGCUGGCCUGGCCCGGCCGGGGGGACUAACAAAGCCGGGCUGCCCCCACUGAACGCCAGCUCUGAGUCGGGACCUGAAGUGGACACAGACACAGCCUUCCUGCUGGCUGCCAGCCCUGACUGGUGGCGGGGUUCCCUGGGGGCCCCCAGCGAUGGGGCCCCUACCCCCGCGGACAGAGUGGAGCUGGACGCCCUGGGGGACACAGGUCCUGGUGUCCAGGAGCUGCAGGACAGCCUGCUGCAGCAGUGGGGCCGGGACCUGGGCUGUGCAGGGCUGGCACUACGUGAGGGACCAGACGCCCUCUUCCCAGACCUGUUCACCUGCCGGCCGUGA
Elephantulus edwardii (Cape elephant shrew) is the source of this 1806-nucleotide messenger RNA. RefSeq names its product spermatogenesis and oogenesis specific basic helix-loop-helix 1 (gene SOHLH1). NCBI's taxonomy places the organism in Eukaryota, Metazoa, Chordata, Mammalia, Macroscelidea, Macroscelididae. Bases 1 to 1806 code for a protein of 601 amino acids. Gene Ontology annotation, biological process: spermatogenesis; regulation of DNA-templated transcription. Gene Ontology annotation, cellular component: nucleus. The transcript is spliced from 14 exons. Gene Ontology annotation, molecular function: protein dimerization activity; DNA-binding transcription factor activity, RNA polymerase II-specific; RNA polymerase II cis-regulatory region sequence-specific DNA binding. The record is from RefSeq and is a predicted model, not a curated record.